Messenger RNA from Gastrolobium bilobum, 3299 nucleotides. Its product is annotated as cyclin-dependent kinase G-2-like. The record is from RefSeq and is a predicted model, not a curated record. Gene Ontology annotation, cellular component: nucleus. The transcript has 8 exons. Gene Ontology annotation, biological process: protein phosphorylation; regulation of mitotic cell cycle. NCBI's taxonomy places the organism in Eukaryota, Viridiplantae, Streptophyta, Magnoliopsida, Fabales, Fabaceae. Gene Ontology annotation, molecular function: ATP binding; cyclin-dependent protein serine/threonine kinase activity. The coding region runs from base 1 to 1947 and encodes 648 amino acids.
AUGGCAGUUGACUGGACUGCAAUAGUUGGUAGUUCUCAGCCACAGGAAGGCAACUUGAGAGGAAGCAGCCCACCUCCAUCAAAUCCACAACAGUGGCUAACCCUAAUUGAAUCAACCACAGAAAACGCGCUUACGAAGACUCCCAAGGCGGCUUCUCUCGUCUCAACCUUUCGUUCUCCUACGCUUUUUCUUGCUGGGCAAAAAAGUGUUUUGCUAAGGAAAGAAUGUUACAAAUUUGAUCACUCUAAGAAUGGUUCUUCCAUCAAGGAAUUUGAUGGAUCCUGCAACAAUCACGUCACCCGUUCUGGACGGAAUGGGUUUCGUGGUGGAAAAGAGGGGAGAGAGCAAGGUGAGCUCUGUGUUGAACGUGGGGAAUAUGCACGUGCCUCAGGGUUUCUGGCGGGUGAUGUGGACGAAGCUUUACCACCGCCAGAGAAGAGAAGAAAAAUUUCUCCGAUUGUGUGGGACCUGGCAGAGAAGGAAGGAAAAAUACCUUCAAAAGGUAGGGUCAAACAGGUUACUGCUGUGUCUCCUUCUCUUCCAUCUCUAUCGAGCAGUCCUGGAGCCAAAGGUGUUUUGCGGUUGACUUCAUCAAAUUCCUCUUAUGUGUUGCCUCAAGAACAUUCGCAGAAACAUAACCAAGAUGUGGAUGAAGAAAAUGAUGUGCAAGGAAGGAACAUCAAGAUGUCAAAAUGGUUUUAUGAUGAUCUUUCACCAAGGGAUGCUAAUGAUGAAUACAAGCACGGCAAAGGGAGCCAAAGUCCUGAAACUGGUGAAUUCAGAAGAGAUUCAGACAGCACAAUCACUACGUCAUCAGGAAGCAGUGGAACAAAGCAUUAUCUGGGCCGUUCCAUUGAUGAUUCUUAUUCUAAAAAGGAGUUCCUUAUUGACUCUAUGGACGAAGUUGAGGUACAAAGUAAUGUUAGUGAUUCUCCAUCAGAUUCUGAUGCAAAUGGUGGUUUAAUACAUAUGCAGAGAAAUACAAACAUGCUUCAGAGUUCCAGAAGUGUGUGUGAAUUUGAAAUGAUUAAGAAAAUAAAUGAAGGAACUUAUGGUGUUGUCUAUAAAGCUAAGGAUAAGAAGACUGGAGAAAUAGUAGCAUUGAAGAAGGUGAAGAUGAACUUAGAGAGGGAUGGAUUUCCGUUGUCGGCCUUGAGGGAAAUGAACAUUCUCUUGUCUUCCAAUCAUCCCUCCAUUGUGGAUGUUAAAGAAGUAGUUGUUGAUGAUUUUGAUGGUACGUUUAUGGUAAUGGAGUACAUGGAGUAUGACCUUAAGGGGCUGAUGGAGGUGAAGAAGCAACCCUUUAGUAUUGGUGAAAUAAAAUCCUUGAUGAUGCAACUUCUUCAAGGUGUCAAGUAUCUCCAUGACAAUUGGGUUCUCCAUAGGGACUUGAAGACAUCAAACAUUCUCCUGAACAAAGAUGGGGAGCUCAAAAUAUGCGACUUUGGGUUGUCAAGGCAGUAUGGAAGCAGUCCGAAGCCAUACACUCCAGUUGUGGUUACACUAUGGUACAGAGCCCCUGAACUAUUAUUAGGCGCUAAAGAAUACUCAACAGCAAUUGACAUGUGGUCGGUGGGUUGCAUAAUGGCUGAAUUAGUUGCAAAAGAGCCUCUGUUCAGGGGUAAAACAGAACUUGAACAACUUGACAAGAUUUUUCGAACCCUGGGUACACCAAAUGAGAAAAUUUGGCCAGGAUUAUCCAAAUUACCUCGGUCUAAAGUAAAUUUUGUUAAGCAACCAUAUAAUAUGUUAAGGAAGAAGUUUCCAGCUGCAUCUUUCACUGGUUCACAUGUUUUAUCCGAGCUGGGAUUUGACUUGUUGAAGCAGCUUCUAAACUACGACCCUGAAAAGAGGAUAACUGCAGAAGCUGCUCUUCUUCAUGAUUGGUUCCAGGAAGCCCCACUUCCCAAAUCCGAUUUCAAGCAUAUUUUUCCUUCUUGGCGAUGAUUGGAUAAGUACUUUUACUGGAUGCAUGAAAUACCAAGAACAGUGCUAUUUUUAUUGUUAAUGUUUCCAACUUUGUCUUACCAAAUUAGUGAUCAUAUACAAAAAGUGAUGUGAUUGCAAAGGACCAGGAAAUGGACUUCAUGAGGCUCUUGCUUCUUGCUAAUUAGAAGCGGCAGACUAAUGUGUAUAGUGGCCUGAGAAGGUAUGGCAGUGUACCUGAUAUUUUUUUCUUCACUGAAAUUCCGUUGAUCCUCUCUGCCAGGGAAAAAGAUGUAUAUAUAUUUCAGGAUGUUCAGUAAUAAAAGAUGAAUUUGUGCUAUGUUUUUCUGCACUUAAUUUUUACACCAGGAAAUGCUCCUAAAAGCUUUGGGUGCAGCAAUUCGCCAAGCUUUGAUAUUCGUUGCAUAUAUAGAGAAAUAAAUCAAUAGCAGGGAAUUUUCAUUUCCAACUUGGUCAACAGGUAAUCAUGUGAAUUUCUAAAUUUGUAAGUUGGUCCCUGAAAUAAUACCAUAUUCUGUGCAAGAUUUGGAAGAAAAAAAAAUGCCUAGAUUUCCAUUUUCUGCAUGCUUCGUUCCCCAUGACCUUAGAUCAUAUGGUUGUUUAAUUCACAAGACGGGGGAAUGUUAGUUUAGGCUAUGGACUGCGUGCUCCGAAAUGGAUCGCACAUUAAGAAGUUUGCAGAAUUCAGUGAGGUGAGAAGAGAGGGUUUAGUACUGGAGGGUUGAAAGUAUGGCGUUAUCUAUAAGGAUGCGGAAGUCAUGAUCGGCUACCACUGCAAGGCAUGUUGUCUGUAAAUUUGACUAAGUUCUCACUUGAGUUGGUCGAUAUUUUUGCAGUGAAAAUCUUGUCGUGAUAGUAUUUUGCUUUGUUUAAUUAUACAGUGAUCUUGUUCAUGCUGGUGAAUAUAAAAACUGACCCGAUGGAAUUUCUCUUUGUUCGUCUGAAUAGGACAUGCAUAUAUGCAUCGUGCUCCUAAAUAGACAGUUUACACUGCAGCUAAUUUGAAUGCAAAUUCUGGAGAGUCUAUUUUUUGUCGGCUGUGAGAAGCAAGUAGUCAGAGAUGCUUCAACAAAGUAAGGUGGCGUCUGAAUUUUUCAUUUUCCGUCAAUGUUUUCCCUCUUUAAAAAGAAUGUGAUUUUUUUUUUUUGUCAUUUUUCUCCUGUAUUUCAGCUCAAGGUGCAAUCAUCUUUCUUUUACUUUCAACUAACCAUAGUCCCAAGAUUUAAAGGGAAGUAAAUUUUUUAAAUAAGUAUGUAUGUGUUUAUUUUUUAUUUAAUUUGAAAUUAUUAGAAUAUAAACUUUCAGGAAAAAUAAUAUCGUCUUUUAAAGGUUCAACCAUCUUUCGGUUACUU